GGGCGAGUGUAAUAGCUACCCGGCACACAUUGUACGUUGAUCGAUUGGUCAGACGGGCCGGCGUGCCGUACUGGCGAUCAUUAACCCAGUUGUGUCUCGGCCGGGCGCGGGGCGGGCGCACUCGCCAUGCAGCUGCCCGAGGCGCCGCCGCCGCCGCUGGCCUCGCUCUGGGACCGCAUCCUCCGCGCGCAGGCCUUGCCGCCCGACCUGGACGUGCAGCUCCUCUACAUCGCCAUCCGGGACCGCCUCACGCAUCCCGAGUGGGAAGUGCGUCUCCACGCUCUCCGCGUCCUCGCUGAUCUUCUACCCAUCUCCGGCAACGCGCUCGCCUUCCCCUUCGACCAGGUCAUCGACAACCUCGGACACAACUCACCGAAUGUGCGGAAGGCUGCCCUUGAUGCGCUGAAGGUGUUCUGCUCGCACUGCGAGGAGCCUGAGUGCGCCGCGCGCGGCAUCGCCGACAAGUGCGCCUAUCAAAACAUCAGGCCACAUUCAGCUGAUGUGGAUGCUAAAGCUAAUAUCCUCACGGGAUUAAUACUCUCCGUGCCGUCGGUGUUCGGAAUAUUGAAGCGGAGGAAUCCUAAAUUAGAUAUUUAUUCGAUGUUUGUGAUUCUCGGAGAUAAGCUGUUCGACCCCUUCCAUCGCGAUGUGGCGCUGCGGUCCCUGAUGAAGCUGCGGCGGGUGUGCGGUCCACGGGACUACGUCAUGUAUUUCAGACAACUGGAUCCGAAAGUUCAGGAAAAGUUUCGCUCCCUUUGUGAAAUUUACGACGAGGAUUCGCAUGAUGUUUACUACGCACCUAGAACUGUUUUUAGAAAAAGCAGCACUACAUCUUUAGUAAAACCAAAUUUUAUAAGUAGUAAAGCAACGACUCCUAUUAUAGUAUCGACUGAUUCGUCAUCGGAAGACUCUUUUAAGCACAUGCAAUUUUACAGGAAUAACUUUGGUAAAGUAAUAAUUGAAACAGAACUGAAAUUCGAUUCAGAUACAGCCAUAACAAUGACGGUGCUUGAAGAAAAUGAAACUGAAGCGGAGAGUGAUAGAAAUGUAGGCAGUGAGGAUGACUGUGAUAGUUCUGAUCAGAACAUGUUGAAAUAUAGUGACGGUGAUGCAUCUGAAGACACAGAUGUUGUGGUUAAAAAAGUGCGUUUUGGUGGUGAAAGCAUAAAAAUACGGACUCCAGAUAGUGAAAACCAAGUAACUAGCGAAGAUGAUAACAAAUCAGGAACAAAUGAGAAAGAAGACAACAUAAUAGAAGUUACAGCCACAGUGACUCCGGGAAUUGUGAAUAAAAUGAUAGAGCUUAAAAGUGAAAACGUUGAAUCUGAAAGCCAAUCUUCAAAGGCAAAACGAAGUGGGAUACCCUUGCCGGUUAUAGAACCGAAGAGCCGAUCGAAACUACACAGUGUACCGCUGCCUAAGCAGUCCAAGAUAAUCAAGCAGAAAUCGAAGUCACUGAACGAGCUGUAUGAUUUCUUUAGGAACAAAAAUGAAGAUGAACGUCCUGUGGAGAAGGACGAAUCAGGGUUCGCGUUGACAUUAACAGAAGUGCGAAGUCCGGAGAAGGUGCCUAGUCCAGUCCAGCCUCACAGAGAAGUGGAGGUGCUUCAUAACCUCCAGCGCAGCCCCGUCGUGUCUGCUCGCAGGCCGAGACCAACGCGGUUCAUACAACUAGAAAACGAAGGAAUGGUGGUUAGUGUGAGUCAUAGUGAAGAGCCAAGUCUUCUGUCACCUCGAGAUGCGAGUCUGCGACCUCACUACGAGUGGGAGGACACGGGCAUCGUGCCCCGGCACAUUGUGGACCAACUGCAUAACCAGGAGAACUGGAUAUCAGCUGUGAAGGCAGCUGACUAUCUACACAGUGCUCUACUGGAAGCAGAAAACAUUAGGAAGGUGGAACCGGCGGCGCUAUCACUGGUGCAGCACAUGUGGGCUCUUAGCGAAGCGGUGACGGCAACAAAAGCGCCAGCCGAAGGGGCGGUCUGCGCGCUAUUCCGUAGCCUCAGCAGCGACGCAGCCCGCAGCCUGCUGCCGGCCCUUGUGGCACGCCUGGCGCGGGAGCCGCUGCCCGCCGCGCUGCCUCACGCGCUGCUCCAGAGACUCGCGCUGCACCACCUCGUCGACCUGAUCUUCGAUCCUCGGGUUAUUGGGGUGGGCGACCCGGACCGGCGGCAGUUCUCGCAGCUCCGGGCCACGCUGUGCCUGGCGCGCGCCGCGGGGCCGGCCGCCGUGCUGUCCGCGGUGCGCCGGCGCCUCGCCGGGACUGCCCGGGCUGAUGCUUUCUGUCUGAAGCUCCGAGAACUGCUAAACAGGCCAAUAAACAACUCGAAAGCCAGCCAGAACUUAAGGAGUUCCCAACUGCCGGUGCCAGUGCGGCGUCGCGCUCGCUCGACGCCUCCGCUGGCGACCCCGGCGCCGCCGCGCAGGCUGCGGCCGCUGCCCGACUCGGCUCCCCUGCCAGGUAUUUCCCAACCAAGGAAAGACAUCCUGAGGACCUUGUCACCGAUUCCAUUCAGCGACCGCGCUACUACGUCGAGCCUCGAUAAUGAAAAGAAACACGCACCCUACGAUGAGCUAUCUUUCAAGAGCGUCAUCGGCGAGACUACGGAGAUCGAUGGAACUCAGGAAGUGGACGAGGACGUGGCGCCGCCGCGCUCGCCGUCGAUACGGAUUGAGGAUUACUCGGAGAAGACCAUCCCCUCCCCGCGCGGCAGCCCGGACCGCUCCGACCGGGACAGCCUCAUCUUGCACGAUACAGAGACCAAAGUUUUUGGUGAUAAUGAAAGUUAUUUGGUGUCCCAGACUUCUUUCGAUGUCGAUUCUAUUAAUUCACCGAGCAGAAGAUCUCCGUCGAGGCGAACCCCACCGAGCCGGCGGUCCCCGAGCCCCGCGCCGGCCUCGGACAGGAGCUCCGCCGCGAGCCCGGUGAGGAGCCGCGCGACCACGCCGGCCGCGGAGAGCGAGCCCUACUCCCCCGCGGUUGCGGCGGCGGGGCGGGACGUGCGGCGCGCGCUGGCCGAGUGCACGGCGCCCGCGCGGCCCGAGGACUGGGAGGUGGUGGUGGGCCGCCUGCAGGAGAUCGAGCGGCUGGCGGGGGACGCGGCGGCGCGCGCGCCGGCGGCGGCGUGGCGGGCGGCGGCGCGGGCGGGCGGCGCGCACGUGCGCUCGCUGCGGUCCCGCGUGGCGCGCGCCGCGUGCCGCUCGCUGGGCGCGCUGUUCCAGCACCGCGGCCGCGCGCUGGACCCCGAGCUGGAGGACGCGGCGGGCGCGCUGCUGGAGCGCUGCGCCGACGUCAACCGCUUCCUGCGCGCGGACGCGACGGAGGCGCUGGCGCGGGUGGCGCGCGGGGGCGGCGCGGGGCGGGCGGCGGCGGCGCUGGCGCGGCGGGGGGCGGGGCACCGCGCGGGCCCGGUGCGCGCGGCGGCGGCGCACGCGCUGGCGGCGCUGGUGGCGCAGCACUCGGCGGCGCGCGUGCUGUCGCUGCCCCCCGAGCCCCGCGCCGCGCUGCUCCGCGCCGCCGGGGAGCUGCUGGGCGACGCGGGCGCGGCGGCGCGGGAGCAGGCGCGCCGGCUGUGCGCGCUGCUGGCGGAGGACCCGCGCUUCCUGCCGCUACUGAAGGAGGCCAUGCCGCCCGCCAGGUACCGUGCCAUUGAGAAGUACAUCGACCGGCUGCCGUGCCGGUGAGAGCUACUCCCAGGCUGGGUUCAACGUUUCCGUGGGUAAAUGAUCGCGUCGAAAUAUUUAUAAGGUGCUGCUCGAUCGUGCUAGAUCAAACCGAUAAGUCCGCCCCAUAUUGUGAUAAAAUUAGAAUAUUUUGUAUUUCUAAGUACUGAGUGUUAAUUUUUAAAAUACAUUUAUUGUGUUUGUUUAUCACCUAAUUGGUUGUAGACCAUCAGAUCUAAAAUUCUAAUGGGUAUUUUUUAAAUUAAAUCAAAAUAACACUGCCUUCUUAUGUACUCGUAUCUCGUCU
Molecule: messenger RNA, 3970 nt
Organism: Plutella xylostella (diamondback moth)
Lineage: Eukaryota; Metazoa; Arthropoda; Insecta; Lepidoptera; Plutellidae
Source: RefSeq, a predicted model, not a curated record